AUGACUAUCACUAUCAACAAACAUGUCCCCAAUUUUGACGUCGAGGAAGUUCGGAAAAGAUUUCCAGGUAUUGACAAAGGCUCCAUCUGUUUAAACAAUGGAUCCGGUGCCCUCAUCUACAAGGGAGUCAUUGAGAGCAUCACUCGCACAAUGUCGGCUCCUCAUAUGAAUCUGCGUGGUCUAGACUCAAAAAGCAUGAUUGACGUAAAAGAGCGCACUGCCCAGUAUGCGAAGCUUGCUUCUUUCAUGAAUGCUGAUCCUGACGAGAUUGCCUUUGGAUCUUCUACGACAGGGCUUUUACGAACUCUGACCAACUCCCUUCGUCCAAACCUCAACUCAGACUCAGAGAUGAUUGUAUCUGUACUCUGUCAUGAGGCUGGUAUGACUGCAUGGGUUGCCUUGGCGCAGAGUCUGGGCAUCUCCAUCAAGUGGUGGGCGCCAGAAGGGGGAAUGGGGAACAACAAAGACCCCAAGCUCAGCCUUGAAACACUUCGACCCCUCCUGUCCUCCAAAACUAGACUUGUAUGCUGUGGACAUGUGUCAAAUAUCACUGGCACUAUCGAGCCCAUCAAAGAGAUCGCUGAAUUGGUCCAUACCGUCCCCGAGGCUAUGAUAUCCGUGGAUGGAGUGGCUUGGGCCCCCCAUCGUCCCAUCGAUGUGAAAGAAUUGGGUGUCGACUUCUACGUGUUUAGCUGGUAUAAGGUAUUUGGCCCUCAUAUCGCACAGAUCUAUGCUCGUCGCAGUGUUCAGAAGCGCUACUUAACCAGUCUCAACCACUACUUCUUUGACCCCAGCGCUUUACACGUGAGAUUGGGUCUCGGCAACAGCUGCAUUGAGUUUGAACAUGCUGUUACCCCCAUCAUUAGUCAUCUCGUCGAUUACGUUGGCUGGAACUCUCUUAUUGCGCACGAGGAAAUCAUCACCGCGCAGAUUCUCAACUAUUUGAACGCACAUCCGGAUCUUUACACCGUCUAUGGGUCACAGACAGCAGACCCCCAAGCGAGGGUUUCAUUGAUCAGCUUUACAGUCAAUGGACUCGCGUCUGACAAAAUUGCAGAAGUAAUUCACGAGACCUCAAACUUCCGACUUAUCACCGGUGAUUGUUGGUCUCCGCGUACAGUUCAUGAUGUUCUUGGAGUGCCAGACUAUGGCAUCAUUCGAACAAGCUUGGUUCAUUACAACACCGUGGAUGAGAUGAAGGCAUUUAUAUUAAAGCUAGACGACGUUGUGCAUGCCAUGAAACAGUGA
This is a messenger RNA of Penicillium pulvis, 1248 nucleotides long. RefSeq names its product aminotransferase. The record is from RefSeq and is a predicted model, not a curated record. The transcript has 3 exons. Lineage: Eukaryota; Fungi; Ascomycota; Eurotiomycetes; Eurotiales; Aspergillaceae. Bases 1 to 1248 code for a protein of 415 amino acids.